This is a messenger RNA of Symbiodinium sp. CCMP2456, 849 nucleotides long. The record is from the annotation of a GenBank genome assembly. Lineage: Eukaryota; Dinophyceae; Suessiales; Symbiodiniaceae.
AUGGCGGACAACGACGGGUCGGACAUGGAAGACAUCUUUGCAGAGAUGGGUCUAGAGGCAGAUCUUUUCGGACACCUUCAUGCUGAAGAUGCGAGCCCGGAGAAGGACAAAGACAAGGACAAGUCCAAGCCGUCCAAGUCGAAGCCCUCGGAAGCUGCUGAUGGUGCAAAUGGCGUCGGCCAGAUCUUUGACAAUUCCGAGCUUCCUGCCGCGUCGGUUCGAUCUGGGAGGUCGAGCGCUGGCAGCAAAAGAAAGCGGGAUGAGGACGCUUUGUCCACAUCGGAUGGUGAGGAUGACGAGCCCGUGGGCAGCACUGUGCAAGAGCGUGUCAACCGCUUGUUGGAGGCGGAGGACGAGAAUGGCGACAUGGUGACGAUCGCUUGGAACAUGUACAAGAUCAUCAUGAUCGAGACCCUUCGAGUUCGUGUGCCGCACAGUGAUGCUUGCAGGCUUUGUUGCGAAACCCAUCUUCGCAGCUAUGCAUCUUUCAGUUGGUCCGACCUGGUCGCCAAGGUGAAGGCGCUGCCAUCUGCGAUGACCGAGUUCAUGUUUGCACGGUCCUUGGUGGAGGAUCCUGGAAAGUUCAAGCCGUUCCGGGACGAGGAAGUGCGUGUGAUCACCCGCACGGGCUGCAGAUUGGAGUCCAGCUGCUUUUUCAUAACCUUGGAGCAGUUGAAGACAGAGUGGCACAUCGAUGCUGAAUCGGAGCCGGCUUUCGCUGCACGUGUCAUAGUCGUGAAGGACGAGUACGGCUUCCCGUGCAAAGGAAUCCCGGUUGCAGACCCCAUGAGCAAGCUCCGCAGGCUGCACAACUACUGCAUUACGGAAACCGUGCAUGAGGACAGCUGA